Aptenodytes forsteri (emperor penguin) is the source of this 2595-nucleotide messenger RNA. RefSeq names its product protein tyrosine phosphatase, receptor type N2 (gene PTPRN2). The record is from RefSeq and is a predicted model, not a curated record. Gene Ontology annotation, cellular component: secretory granule. NCBI's taxonomy places the organism in Eukaryota, Metazoa, Chordata, Aves, Sphenisciformes, Spheniscidae. The annotation marks the transcript as partial. Gene Ontology annotation, biological process: protein dephosphorylation. Gene Ontology annotation, molecular function: protein tyrosine phosphatase activity. The transcript has 22 exons.
AUGAAUUGGCUGGAGAACAGCCCGGGCAUUGCAACAGUGCAGCACCUUUCCUCGGGAGCAGCAAGUCCUGCAGAAGGCACCAGCUUACGGGCAAAGAACUGCCUUGCCAAAAGAUUUGGAAAAACUGACAAUGGAAUAUUUGGGAGAUGUCAGCGAGUGCCAGUAAUAGACAUCUAUAAAUAUGACAUUUCACCCCCUGUUCUUCAGCGCCUAAGGGUCAUCCUGGAGAAGCUCUCACACAGAGGUUUUACCUGGCGAGAUGAUUAUACACAGAAUGUUAUUGGUCAGGAACUCUCAACCAUUCACAAAAUCCACAACAGACGCCCUGAUAUAUUUGCAUCUGAAGGAUCUGACACAGGAAGGACUUUGGGACAGAAUGCAGAUAAUGAAAGAAAUUACGAUCUGGAAAAUGAUGUGAACUUGGCCAAGUCUCUUCAGCAAUAUCUUAAAUAUCUUGGUAUUCUCUCCCAGUCUGCAGCUACAAAUUUGCAUCCAAGGAAGACGAAUGAUAAAGCUUCUGUCAAGAGCUACAUCUAUAAUGAUCCUAUCACAUACUACAUGAUGCAAAACCCCAAAGAGCGAGCACCUCCUUUGGCCCAUGCAUCAACAUCCCAUCAACAGCACGCUGAAAAUCUCCGUGGGAGGACCUUCAGCCAGCCUCAGCCAGACAAGUUCUUGCCAGAGUCAGAAAUGGGGCUUGACCAAAAAACUCUGAUGGCUGCACUGCAUACGUACAUCACUCAGAACUUGUCAGCACAAAGCAAUGAUAAAAGCUCUCACAGCAGGACUAAAGAGUCUCGCAUUUAUACUUCCCAAGUCAGUCCUUUUGAUGGAACUUUUGCCAAAGGAAAAGCAGAAGAUUUUAAAAUGAAGAAGCUGCUCCAGCCAAGGCCUGUGCCUGGGGUGCUGGGGCCAACCCCUGAAACGCUGAAUCAUAAAUCUGCUUCCCAGGAUCAUCCAAAGGACCCUCUGAGUGUAGUGGAUGAGACACUUAUUAAAGAUGUAUUGAAGGACCUAGAGAAACACCAGGUGAAUGUGGAGAAUCUCAGCUCAACAGAACUGGAUGAGAUCGCUGAUACUAUCGCCAAUGCAAUUCAAACAGUUGGCAUUCAGGAAGAAACGGAGGGUGGUGCUGGAAAAACUAGAGAAGACAAAACAGAAGUACAAAUGAAAAAAGGAGGUGCUGAAGGAAGGGCAGAGAUUCAGACUGGAUUAAUGGAAAACAGUGUUAACGUACCAGAUAAUCGAGUGCAUGAAGCCAGCGAGAGAACUGAUAAAGAGGAGAGCACUGCAAAACUAGUUAACUUCUUGAAUGAGAAUGCAUUACCUGAAAAUAUGCCUAAAGACCUUAUACCUGAAGAAUCUACCAAGACAGAAACCAAGAAAUCUGAAGACACCGACUCUUCUUCCUCAGAAGAAAUAAAUGCUGGUGUGGAAAAUGUAAAAAGUGAGACUUUCUCAAGGGAACUGACAGCUGCAAAGAACAGCGAAUCUGACUCCAAAGACCAGAACGAGACCCGCUACUGGAUUAAGAAUACUUUAAUGCAGGAUGGAAACUCCUAUGAUGAGCCUUCUGAAAAUAUGGGACAAGGCUUACAACUUGAAGUGAAGUCUUCCGAGGAUAAAGAAUACGGCUAUAUAGUGACAGUGAAAGACCCCCUGAGUGUGGAAAAGGGCUUGGACUUAAUAAAGGAAGUGGCAGAUCUCCUGAAGCUGCAGAUGAGUGUCUUCGAUGAUGUCAAUGUGCUGGGACCCGCUGUGACCUUCAGAGUGCACUCAAACCUCCAAAACAUUUCAACUGCAGAUGUUGCCAAAGCAGCAGCCAUAAACAAAGAGGAGCUUGAAAAAACAACUGGACUGAAAAUUCUGCAGACUGGCGUGGGGGAGAAAAACAAAACAAGCUUCCUGGAGCACCACCUUCUUGAAGAGAAUAAUACAGUCUAUAGUAUAGUGUGUGUGUGUGUGUGUGUGUGUGUUACUGGAAUACUUUUUUCAUCAGGCAUCAGUUGGUGUUUAAAUUAUUAUAUGCAUCAUCGCCUUGUAGAGAAGCUCUCGGCCCUGGGGGCCGACGCCGGCUCCGACGCCCCCGCUGCUUAUCAGGAGCUAUGCCGUCAGCGCAUGGCAGUGAAAACAUCUGAUCGCCCGGAGCCCCUGCAUGCUUCUCGAAUAAAUAGCGUUUCCUCACAAUUUAGCGAUGGGCCCAUUCCCAGCCCCUCGGCCCGGAGCAGCACGUCGUCCUGGUGCGAGGAGCCAGUCCAGUCCAACAUGGACAUCUCCACCGGUCACAUGAUCUUGUCCUACAUGGAAGAUCAUCUGAAAAACAAGAAUCGUCUGGAGAAAGAGUGGGAAGCUCUGUGUGCUUAUCAGGCUGAACCCAAUGCCACCACCAUUGCACAGCAGGAGGAAAAUAUCCAGAAGAAUCGCUCACGGGCUGUAGUACCAUAUGAUCAUUCCAGGAUAUGUCUGAAAGCUGAAAAUAGCCACGACAAUUCAGACUACAUCAAUGCUAGCCCAAUUAUGGACCAUGACCCCCGAAACCCAGCAUAUAUUGCCACCCAGGGCCCUCUCCCUGCUACUGUCGCUGACUUCUGGCAG